Messenger RNA from Artibeus jamaicensis (Jamaican fruit-eating bat), 939 nucleotides. RefSeq names its product olfactory receptor 4F3/4F16/4F29-like. Lineage: Eukaryota; Metazoa; Chordata; Mammalia; Chiroptera; Phyllostomidae. The record is from RefSeq and is a predicted model, not a curated record. Bases 1 to 939 code for a protein of 312 amino acids. The transcript has a single exon. Gene Ontology annotation, molecular function: olfactory receptor activity; G protein-coupled receptor activity. Gene Ontology annotation, cellular component: membrane. Gene Ontology annotation, biological process: G protein-coupled receptor signaling pathway.
AUGGAAGGGGGAAAUCACUCAUUUGUGUCUGAGUUUGUGUUUCUGGGACUCACACAUUCAUGGGAGAUCCAGCUUGUCCUUCUGGUGUUUUCCUCUGUGCUCUACGUGGCAAGCAUGACUGCAAACAUCCUCAUUAUAUUUUCUGUGACCACUAAUCCUCAUUUACAUACCCCCAUGUACUUUCUACUGGCCAGUCUCUCCUUCAUUGACUUGGGAGUCUGCUCCACUGGUGGCCCCAAGAUGAUUUAUGACCUCUUCAGAGAGCGUAAAGUCAUCUCUUUUGGAGGCUGCAUUGCUCAGAUCUUCUUCAUCCACUUCCUUGGUGUUACAGAGAUGGUGCUGCUCAUGGCCAUGGCCUUUGACAGAUAUGUGGCCAUUUGCAAGCCACUCCACUACCUGACAAUUAUGAGCCCACGGAUGUGUAUUUUGUUUACAGUUGUUGCUUGUGCCCUUGGCAUCACUCACUCACUGUUCCAACUAGCACUUAUUAUUAACUUGCCCUUCUGUGGUCCUAAUAUAAUUGACAGCUUUUACUGUGACCUCCCUCGGCUCCUCAGACUGGCCUGUACAGACACCUACAACUUGCAGUUCAUGGUCUUUGCCAAUAAUGGGGUAAUUACUGCUGUCUCUUUCUUUGCACUCAUCGUUGGCUACAUUGUCAUCCUGUUUACUGUUUGGAAACACUCCUCAGGUGGUUCACCAAAGGCCCUCUCCACUUUAUCAGCUCACAUCACUGUGGUGCUUUUGGCCUUUGUACCCUUCAUAUUUGUCUAUACAUGGCCACACCCCAAUUCACAGAUGGACAAGUUUCUUGCACUCUCUGAUGCUGUGCUCACUCCUUUUUUAAAUCCAGUCAUCUACACAUUUAGGAAUAAGGAGAUGAAGGCAGCAAUAAAGAGAUCUUUCAGACAAUUAGUGAUUUUUAGGAAGAUUUCAUAA